This is a messenger RNA of Rhineura floridana, 2362 nucleotides long. RefSeq names its product chromogranin B (gene CHGB). NCBI's taxonomy places the organism in Eukaryota, Metazoa, Chordata, Lepidosauria, Squamata, Rhineuridae. The record is from RefSeq and is a predicted model, not a curated record. Gene Ontology annotation, cellular component: secretory granule. The transcript has 5 exons. The coding region runs from base 46 to 2085 and encodes 679 amino acids.
CCUUUGCAAGCCAGCCGGUCCCUCCUGCCUGCCGGCCGGCCAGCCAUGAUGCCUUCCGUGGCGCUGCUCAGCCUCCUCGGAGCCGCAGCUCUGUCAGGUGUUCAUUCAGCACCAGUGGAAAAAGAUGAUCAUGUUGAAGAAAUGGUCACACGAUGCAUUGUAGAAGUCCUUUUGAACGGUUUGUCCAAAGCUGAUGCUCCGCCUAUCAACCCACUCUGCAAAGAGCUUCUGAAGAAAACCAAUCAACAAAAGCAAGAAGAAAAAAAUAUAGGCAAAGAUGUAGGUCUUGACACAAGGCACUUAUCAGAAUUAGAAGAGUUAGAGAAGCCACCAGAAGGAACUGUGAGCGAAGAACAAGAUCAGAAUGAAGAAGAAGUGAAAAGACGGGCAGAAGGAAGUGAGAAGUGGCAUUCUGAGGGGGAAAACCAUGGGGGAAAUGGCAACCAACAAGUCACCUCCCAAGGGAGUCCUUAUUCUUUUGAUGAAGCUCAUAAAGAAGAAAAAAAGGAUGACGACGAGAAAAGAACCGGGAAGGAUGGUAGCAAUAAAAGAAAUUACCACAGUGAAGAAGGAAGCAAGGAAAAAAAACAUCAUGAGGAGAUGGAGCAUGAGCUUCUAGACAAAAAGUCUCCUCCUACAGCAGAAAGGAUGGCUGAAGGUGACUUCAAGCGUUCUGGGGGCCAAAGGUACUUGGAGGAAAGCUCACAUAAGCAAAAAGAGGGAAAUCCAGAGAGUGAGGAAGAGGAAGAGGAUGAGGAAGAAGAAGAGGAGAGCAGUGAAAAAUAUCACCACAGUUUUCAUCGAGAAUAUGAAGACUCUUAUGAGAGGAGAGAAGCUGAUACAGAGAAACAAGGCCGUAAACCAAGGCAUUACCCCAGGAAAUUAAGGAUGGGCAACUCUUCUGAAUACAAAAAACAUUAUAAUGGUGAGAAGAGGGACUCGCCUGAAGAGUCAAGUGAGGAAGAAAGUGAAUUCUGGGAUAAAAGAAGCCACUAUCCCAAACAUUAUUAUGAGAUAGGACAUCCUUCUGAGGAGAAGAGAAACUCCAAUGAGAUGCGUGGCUCUGAGGAAAUGGGGGGAAAGAGCAGGAGUAAAGAGUACCAGGACAGAUGGCAUCACAGCAGAGAGGACAAUGAAGAGGAAGACAUGAGGCAUCACAGCAGAGAGGACAAUGAAGGGAAACAGCGCCCUUAUGACAGAAGAAGACUCCACGAUAAACCACAAAAAGAGGUGAGACACCACUAUGGGGAAAGGACUCCUCACAGCAAGGCAAGUGAGGAAGAUGUAGGCAAGCAGCACAGUUAUAGCAGCAGGGAUGGGAAAAGGUACCCGCAUGACAGAGAGGAACAACACUCAGAACUGGAGGAGCCACCAAAGCCACAAAAUAUGGAGAGGGAAGAAGAACAAAGAUUCUACAGCCCAGAAGAAGGGCCCAGGGAAGAAAAAAGGCACAAGCCUGGUAUCAGUGAGGAAGAGCUAGAGAAGAGACACCACAGUGAGGGUGGAAAGCAUAUGAACAGCAAAAGGACACUUCUGAUUGAGGAGGGCUAUCCAAGAAGCCACUACCUUGUGGAAAAUGUGAAAAGAGCUGCACCUCCAUACAUCCCUUACUACCAGCAACUUAGGUGGAAGAGCAGACACGCUGAAAAGAAAGACAUCGCCGAUCCAUUUUCGGAGAGUGAAGAAGAAGAAGAGCCCAGGCCCCACCUGAAUGAGGGAGAUUUCUUUCCUGAGUAUAACAGCUACAGCUCUUCAUGGGAGAAGAAGCAACUUAUGGAUGGCCUGAAUCACAAGCAUAAAAGCAAUGACCUUGAAAGGAUCCAUAAAUUUGAUGUGAAAAGACAAUACAACAGGAUGGAUGAACUCGCCCAUAUGCUGAGCUACCGGAAGAAAUCUGCAGAAUUCCCAGAAUUAUACAGCUCCAAGGAAGACAUGAAAAGAGGGCACAUCAUAAGAAGUGGCAAGAACCAACUCAGUCAACGACCUCUGACACAGGAAGAGGAGAAAGAACUGGAAAAUCUGGCCGCUAUGGAUUUGGAGCUGCAGAAGAUUGCGGAGAAGUUCAACAGUAACAGGAGGGGAUGAAUCUUGCCUGGCCUCAUGCGGGUAUCGUAAAGUGCAGCUUUAUUUACAGCGCACUAUAUUUACUGAUAAAGUCACUGCCUUGAGUGUUGUUCUCCUUUCCUUCCUAAUCAAAAAGUAAAUGCAGUUUACUGCCUGCUAGUUAUCGACUACUGCACAGGCGCAAGUAUCUUUAUUCCAAAUAUGCUAGGAAGAUCAGAUCAGCAUGAAUUCUAGCAUCUAGACCUAUGUGCAAGGCAGACUUUUUAAAAUAUGUGUGGAAAUAAUUGUGUGUGUAUGU